CGAUGGCCACACCGGCAGACGCAAUUCAAAGUUAGCGACCAGUUCGCAAAAUCAACACAUUUGAACAGUUGUGCUCUGAAAUAUUAUUUAAUUUGACAGAUUUGGCUAGCGCCGUGUGGCAUCUAAAUGUGCAAACUAUCCAAAUGUCUGCCCAACUUCUAGUGAUCACUUCUGCCAACUAAAUUGGUUAACGGAUCGUUGGUCACACUGGCAACGAAAGUUGAAAGCCAACGAGCCGUUGGCAAAAUUAACUUGAUUUAUAAAAUGAACGAUUUAAGUAUAGAUAUUGGUUUUUUUUUUUUUUUUUUUGCGCAGAUGUGGCAUGUGGCAUGCGGCAGGCAAUGUAACGAACGACUUGUUAACUGAUGGCGCAUCCAUUUAAAUACCAUUUGCCAGAUAACGAGCCGCGAUAAGCUGCAAGCUCACAUGCAACCAUUAAAAGCGUCGGCAAUUGCCGCGCUCAGCAGUUACUGGACGACUCUUCACUUGGCCCAACAUGUUGUCCAGCGCAUCGGUGCAGGCGAUUUAUAACAUAACACUGAUGUACGCCGUCGUCUGGACGAUUAACAGUCACUAUGCGAGCGACUCCAGCAAACCGUUGUCCAUUAUGCACUUCGCCACGCGCGACUCAAGUCGCGCUCUCCACAACGAUCUAAUUGAUUCUGUGCUGUGUUUGGCAUCGGGCGCCGGGCGCAUCAAAUUUCUGCUGGAGCAUGAGCGCAUCGAUGGCGACGAAUCGCCGGCGGGCACGGCACAGCGCGCCGGCCUGGCCAGCGGCUUUUUGGGCCGCGAAACGGCCAUAUUGCUGCUGGACAGCUGGCGCGCCUAUAUGCGUCUGGAGCGGCAUCUGCUGCAGCCGGACAGCUUCUUUAAGCGCAACGGCUUCUAUUGUAUUGUGUACACGGGCCAGGAGUUGGGACGUCUGCGCACCAUUGGCGCAAUCUUUCAACGUCUGCUCGCCAUCUAUGUGAUCAAUGUGAAUGUGCUGCUGGUGGGGCGUCAGACUGGCACCGUGCGGGUCUACAAUUAUUAUCCAUAUCGGCCGCAUCGCUGUCAGUCCUCGGAGCCGGUGCACUAUGCCACCUUCCAGGGCGGUCUCGGCGCACCGCCCAUAAUCCAUGUGGAGAACAGCGUUCAAUUCUUUGACUCCAAACUGCACGAUAUGCAUGGCUGCCAGCUGGUCACUGUCACCUUUGAGAGUCGCCCCUUUGUCUUCUUCAAUGACAAUGACGCCAGCCUGUCCGAUGCCCAACGCAUGCAUGGCAUCGAGGGCAUGAUCUAUCGCCUGCUGGCGGAGCGCAUGAACUUUGGCAUCAAAAUCGUGAAGGAGCCAAAUAACAAUCGAGGCGAAGUGUUGCCCAAUGGCACCAUCACGGGCGCCAUGAAAAUGAUCGUUGACGGCGUGGCGAACAUAACCUUUGUCUCGUUUAUGUACAACAUGGAGCGCGCCACGUACAUGCUGCCGAGCAUCUCGUAUACCAGCUUUCCGAUAGUGCUCUGCAUACCCGGCGGCUAUCCGCUGUCGCCGCUGCAGCGCCUGACCAAGCCGCUCGGCUACAUCACCUGGCUGUGCCUGUUGAUGUGCGUGCUGCUGGGCCUGGGCCUGAUCGCCUGGCUGCAAUUGCUUAGCGGUCCGCGAUUGCGUCGCUUUGUGCUCGGCGAGAACAAUCGGCUGCCCGGCACGGAGCUGUGGAGCACACUGCUCGGUGGCCUGCAUUUGCAUCCGCCGCGUCGCAAUUUCGCCCGAUAUCUGCUCGCACUCUGGCUACUUCAGACUCUGGUGCUGCGCGCCGCCUACACGGGCGAGCUCUAUAUUCUGCUGCAGGAUGGGCGGGUGCGUACACCGUUGCGCUCGCUGUCCGAGGUGCUGGAUAGGAAGUAUGCGUUUCAUAUGCUGCCCGCACUGCAACCGGUGUUCAAGGACAUUGUGCCCCGUCAGCGUAUCCUGGUGGUGUCUGGUCUGGAGGAUUGGCUUCGCCGGCUUCGCGAUGACAAUGAGGCGCAAUUUGUGGUGCCGGUGCUGCAGCCGACCGUAGCCAGAUUCGACAUGGACUCCGGUCCCGAAAAGCAACGUCUCACUUUGCUGCCCUAUCCUCUGCUGACCGCCCCGCUGGCGAUCUAUAUGCGUCCACAUUCGUAUCUAAAGCAGCGCAUCAACAAGCUGCUAAUCAACAUGAUGUCCUCCGGCCUGGUGCAUCGCUAUCGUCGCAUGUACCUCGACCGGAUCGAGCAUAUGGCCGCUCAGCGCAGCCGUGCACCAACCAAACUAAGCCUCUGGCUGCUCGCCGGCCUCUUUGCCAGCUUGGGGCUAAUGCAUCUGUUCGCCAGCAUUGUGUUCAUGCUCGAACUGCGCGCCGCCCAGCCACAGCGAACACGUCUACGGCGGCUCAUGAAUGCGGCCAAUCGUUAUGUGGUCUAAAACCUAGUCGAAACCUAGUCGAAACCUAGUCGAAACCCCUUUCUCACUUCUUUGUAACUUAAUUAAUUGAUACUUGGAUAGAAUCUAUAUAUUGCCUAGUUACUCUGGCUCGCUUUGUCCUUAUCCACAUAAGCUUUUAUAAAAUAUUUGUAAACACUUGCUGUGGGCAUUUUUGAACCCGAUCCAGUGUAUAUAUUCUUGUUCCACAGACAAUUUCCCUGGCAGUUGGAAUGUCGGAUCACUUUAUAAUAUGCAUAGCAAAUCGUUCGUAAAAAGAAACUUUCUUCUUUUUUUGUUUCCAAGAUAUCUUGAACCAAGCUGAACUACGAGCCUUACUUAAAAAUAUUAAAUCUACAAGAUUCAUGGAAAAAUCUUUUAAAAAAAUGCUGUUCUAUAAGAAAACCUAUUUGUAAUUUAAAAUAUUUUACACAAACUUCACGAUCCGCCGAAAUA
Messenger RNA from Drosophila virilis, 2872 nucleotides. RefSeq names its product Ionotropic receptor 7c (gene Ir7c). The record is from RefSeq and is a predicted model, not a curated record. NCBI's taxonomy places the organism in Eukaryota, Metazoa, Arthropoda, Insecta, Diptera, Drosophilidae.